Molecule: messenger RNA, 3456 nt
Organism: Penicillium atrosanguineum
Lineage: Eukaryota; Fungi; Ascomycota; Eurotiomycetes; Eurotiales; Aspergillaceae
Product: putative ARF GTPase activator (Csx2)
Exons: 4
Coding region: 1-3456 (1151 amino acids)
Biological process (GO): intra-Golgi vesicle-mediated transport
Cellular component (GO): cytoplasm; endosome; trans-Golgi network
Molecular function (GO): GTPase activator activity; protein binding
Source: RefSeq, a predicted model, not a curated record
AUGGGCAAUGUCGCCAGCCGCCUGGAUGAUGCGGGGAGCUUGUUCUCCAAGGACCAGAAUCGCUUCUCCAUCGCAUCGGUCACAAUAAGCAACUCCCGCCGCCGCCUGCUGACCCUGUCCCCAAACGCGUUCCCUGCGGUGCGAUAUAUAGCAAAGCGAGACCCGAGCGACGAAUGCCCGAUCGAAUAUAUUCAGGACCCAGAUGUCGCCUCGUCAACCUCAGCCCCUACGUUCCUGCUACGCCUUUCCAACGAUGACGAACUCAUCUUUAACUUCACCUUCAUCCUGCGUCAGACAAAAACCGGCAAUGUCGCAGGUUCAACUGUCAAUGGCGUAUCGACCUCGCUCCCAGAAGUCGCCGACACAACCCUCACGGGACUCACAUUCGCCCACGCAUCCAACUCGAAGGAACUCGAUAAUUUGAUCACGCGAGAGUUCCACGCGAACCCCAACUUGCAGAAUAACUCCAAUGUUCAGCUCAUCGGGGACUUUUCGACCGGAGGUACCCCGUCAGUGUCAUUUGAAUGGUCCUGGAGAUGGAAGCCUCCCAAAAUAAUGGAGGACAAAGGUGGCGGCUGGCGAAACAGCUGCAGCUUCUUGGAUUAUGAUCAAAGGACCAACCGCUUGAAUACUCUGGCUCACUUCUCCUUCUGGGUGCAUAACUCCAUUCGUCUGUUGCCCAGCCCCCAACUAUCCUCUCCCAAUCUAGAAUUGCCCGUUCCUCGACCGCGCAGCCGCGUCCCUUCCACCCAGUCCACCGUUUCCCAUCUCAGUGAUACCGAAAUCGUUUUGAACCACCACGUGCCUUCUGUUACCCCGCCUGAAAGCGCAGAUGGUAUACUCCCUCCUCCCCCAACAGUGCCCCCACCCCCACCUCCCGUCAAAGUCGACCUCCCAUAUUCGCGCCCUGGGGAUGACAUGGGUGGAGUGGAAGAUGGACCACUGUUUCGAGCAACGAUGAAAGCAAUGGAGCAAAAGACUGGAAACAUGCGCACAAAAAUCAAAAAAGUUCUCAAGAAAGCUGAAGCUGCCCAGCAAGCGCAGGCAACCUGCAACGAUGCCAUGGAGGCCUUUUUGGGCUCCUUGAAUGAUGCUUCUACAUCCAACGCCAAUGCCAUCCAGCCUGCACUAGACCAUUACUUCGAGAAGAUUGCUCGGCAGAUCCAGAACUACGAGCAUCUCAACACACUCCAGUUGCAAAAGCUCGUAAUUGAGCCUCUUAUUAAGCUAUACAACAACGAUAUUAAACAAGCUGAAUCGAAAAAGAAGGAGUUUGAUGAGGAGAGUCGCGAUUACUACGCCUACGUCAGUCGCUAUUUGGGCCAGAGACAGGACUCACUCAAAGAAAAGAAGCGUGUCGAAAGUGAUUCAAAGUAUCAGGUCAAGCGGCGGAACUUUGAGUUGAAGCGCUUCGAUUACUCUUCUUUCAUGCAGGAUCUUCACGGAGGCCGUAAGGAGCAAGAGGUCCUGUCUCACCUGACGAAGUAUGCCGAUUUCCAGGCCAAGAAUUUCUUGGCGGCUGCUAAGAAGGUUGAUGAGAUGGUCCCCCAGCUUGACGCUCUCAUUUAUGAGGUGACUCAGGCAGACAAGGAGUUCCAAUUCAAACGGACCGAGCGUGAGGAAAAGCGCAGGGCUUUAGAGAAGAACAGCAACCCGUACCUGGAGCCCGAUGUCGUGGCUGGCCCGGUAACCGUCGCUUCAACAUCUCUCGCGACUGCCAAUGGAGGUGCUUCCACCGACGCAGAACUGGGUCGAGCCGAUAGCACUGGAUCUCAGCUGCGCGGUGUCAUCAGCAACAGCUCAUCCAUUUCAUCCCAAGCCAACGCUGGAUCCGUUGGCUCUUCCGCAGGAGUUUCUGCCCCCACAACAAGCGCCGGCUCUGCAGGUGCCUCAAGCCAAAAUCGCUUCAAAGGCAUUCGAGAUCUUGAAGAAAGAGACACACUUGGAUUCGAUCAAGCUGCCGGUCAGCAACGUAAAGAGGGUCUCCUGUGGGCUCUGUCUCGCCCGGGUUCGCAUAUUGAUCCCAAGGGAAUCAAUAAGCAGGCAUGGCACAAGUUCUGGAUUGUGCUAGAUCAAGGAAAACUUUCUGAAUAUAGCAAUUGGAAGCAAAAGCUAGAUCUUCACAUGGAACCUAUCGAUCUUCGCAUGGCAUCCGUUCGCGAAGCUCGAAACGCGGAGCGCCGGUUCUGCUUUGAAGUCAUUACGCCUCAAUUCAAGCGUAUCUACCAGGCAACUUCGGAGGAGGACAUGGCCAAUUGGAUCCGGUCCAUCAACAACGCGCUGCAGAGUGCAGUAGAAGGACGCGGGCUGCCCCCUCAUCCUGUGCCGUCCAAAAUCGAAUCUAGUGGUCGUGACAUCGGCUCUGUUCUCACGGGCAAGAGCUCAUCGGUAUCUGGUCACCACGGAUAUUCAAACAGCUCCAGCCACAGUGUUGGUGUUAAUCGCCGGACUACAGUCGGUGCGCGACCCAAUUAUGUACGCCACGACAGCAACAGCUAUGAAGAGAACCCGUCACGCCUCCUUCAGCUUGUACGUGAUGCCGAUGAGGGGAACAAAUGGUGUGCCGAUUGCGGCUCUUCCUCGAAAGUCGAAUGGGUCUCCAUCAACCUUGGAAUCGUCUUGUGCAUCGAGUGUAGCGGUAUCCAUAGGUCCUUGGGAACACACAUCUCCAAGAUCCGAUCGCUCACUCUGGACGUACAUUCCUUCUCGAAUGACAUUGUCGAAAUUCUCUUGCAGAUUGGCAACCGGGUCAGCAAUAUGAUCUGGGAGGCGACGUUGGAUCAGUCGGUCAAACCGAGCGCAGGCUCUACGCGGGAGCAACGAUUGAAGUUCAUUACUGCUAAGUAUGUCGACCGGUCCUACGUUGAACACUUGCCUUCCCCGCGGUCCCGCUUUGCGACCCCUGACGAGACCCUUCUUGCCUCGAUCAAACGGAAUGAUAUCCAGGGCGUGCUCUACGGCAUUGCUCUGCGUGCCAACACGAACGUGGCUGAUCGCUCCCGCAACACUCAUGCCGUGUUCCUGGCCCUUGCUGCCGCCGACCCAGCCUCCCCCGGAUCCACCCCCACUACGCCUAUUUCCUCUCGCCCAGCCCCCAAGGCGAUACCUUUCCCCGUGGCCGAGCUGCUGGUUCAGAACGGCGCGGACAUUCCCCCGCAGCCGCCUUCCAUUCCCCUCUCCUCGGUAGCCCAACUCUAUCUCAGUCAGCGUACUUCGCGGGCAUCUGCCUUCACGCCUCCUACACCGGGUCCUGUCCCUGGAAAGGUCACUGUUGCCGACAGCUUGGGUUCUUUACCUACCAUCCGCGCCUCAGGCAAAGACAGUACUUCCUCGUCUUCAGCACAGCCAUCUAGCUCCUUGGACAGCAAGGAGAAAGAAAAGGAGAAGCUUUCCAAACGAGGAAGUGCCGGCGCUCGAUUUGCAGGAAAAGUGGCAUCCCUUGGAAUCGACCGAUAA